AAUAAAAUGCUGAUAAAUUUGAUCGAAAGGUUUAAGAUCAUAAUGCCUUGUGGAAUCCUUGAGCUAGGAGUCCCAGUGAUGGUACCAUUGAAGCUGAAUCAUACAAACUUUACAAUUGAUCAACACGGGUGGAUUCAAUUCGACGCGGAACUCAAUAAUAUCUUGAUCGAGGAUUUGGAUAAAUUUGAUAUUGUUGAUGUGAACCUGAAGAUAUUGCAAUUUCAAUUAGAUUUCAAUUUGUUCUUUCACUCCAUCAAAACCACUGGCGAAUAUAAGGCACAUGGAAAAGCUUUUGGACUUAUACCUUUCAACAGAAGUGGUAGUUUCACUUUCAACCUGAUUGGCCUACAUCUUGAUGGCACAAUCAAAAUAGGAAUGAAUAGUGAUCAAGUAAUGAUAAACGACUUUAAAAUACGACUAACCGUCGAUUUGGUUGAAUCAAAGUUCGAGGAGGUAUUCCUGUUCCCUUUGAACACGCUGAUAUUUAACAAAAUUAUUGAGGGACUGGUACCUAAACUACUUAAGGAUUAUCAGCAGCAAGUGUCGCAACAUCUGGAGAAUUUUAUCAAACCACAAGUGAAUGAAAUUCUACGAGGUUACACUGUACAAGAGUUAGGUAGUUUGGUGGAAAACAGCUCGAUACUUCUAACUAGUUGUUCAAGAUAA
Messenger RNA from Toxorhynchites rutilus septentrionalis, 666 nucleotides. RefSeq lists its product as uncharacterized. The record is from RefSeq and is a predicted model, not a curated record. NCBI's taxonomy places the organism in Eukaryota, Metazoa, Arthropoda, Insecta, Diptera, Culicidae. The transcript has 3 exons. Bases 7 to 666 code for a protein of 219 amino acids.